AUGACAGCCGUCUUAAUCACCGGUGCAACCGGUAAACAAGGCGGUUCUCUCAUCAAAAGCCUCAUCUCCCGCAACGCCCCCUUUGAAAUCCUCGCCCAUCAAGCUCGUCGAAGCGACCUAGAUAACCCAUCCACGAUCUUCCAAAAUGCCCAACGCCUAACUUCCUCCCCCAUCUGGGGCGUCUACAGUGUCCAAGCCGCAAUCGGAAACAACGCCGAGGAAACCCAAGGCAAAUCUCUCAUCGACGAAGCCCUCAAACAAAACGUCAAGUUCUUCGUCUACAGCUCCGUCGACCGCGGCGGCGAAGACGGCUCCUACACCAAUCCCACCAAAAUCCCCCACUUCAUCAAAAAGCACAAUAUCGAGCACCACCUCGUCGACCGCAGCAAGAACACCUCCAUGGAGUGGACGAUCCUACGACCAACUGCCUUCUACGAGAACCUGACGCCCGAUUUCUUCGGAAAGGUCUUCGCGACCUGCUUCAAGAUGGCGGUGAAGGGGAAGAAGCUUCAGAUGGUGGCGACCAGCGACAUCGGGCAUUUCGGCGCCGAUGCCUUCCUGAACCCAGAUCAGUAUAAGGGGCGCGGUAUCUCGUUGGCGGGAGACGAGCUGAGCUUCGAGGAGAUGGAGCGGGUUUUCAGGAAGACCAGAGGGGAGUCACUGCCCAUGGCGUUUCGGCCGGUGUGUUCGUUGUUCAUGGCCAUGAUGAAGGAUAUGGGGUAUAUGUUUCGGUGGUUUUAUGACGAGGGGUAUGGGGCCGAUGUGAGGGCUUUGAAGGAGGUUCACCCGGAUAUGAAGGAUUUUGGAACUUGGUUGGAGACGGAGAGUGGGUUUGUGAAGCGGUGA
This is a messenger RNA of Aspergillus bombycis, 846 nucleotides long. Its product is annotated as nucleoside-diphosphate-sugar epimerase family protein. Lineage: Eukaryota; Fungi; Ascomycota; Eurotiomycetes; Eurotiales; Aspergillaceae. The record is from RefSeq and is a predicted model, not a curated record. The transcript is spliced from 3 exons. The coding region runs from base 1 to 846 and encodes 281 amino acids.